Amyelois transitella is the source of this 3866-nucleotide messenger RNA. Its product is annotated as sodium/potassium-transporting ATPase subunit beta-2. NCBI's taxonomy places the organism in Eukaryota, Metazoa, Arthropoda, Insecta, Lepidoptera, Pyralidae. Gene Ontology annotation, biological process: potassium ion import across plasma membrane; intracellular potassium ion homeostasis; sodium ion export across plasma membrane. Gene Ontology annotation, molecular function: ATPase activator activity. Bases 91 to 1044 code for a protein of 317 amino acids. The record is from RefSeq and is a predicted model, not a curated record. The transcript is spliced from 6 exons. Gene Ontology annotation, cellular component: sodium:potassium-exchanging ATPase complex.
GUCAAACAAACAGGGCCAACGGUAGUGGCUUGUUGUGUUAUUUUGUAUUUUUAAUUUUAAGUUAUUAUUUACUGUAUACUGCUUUCAAAAAUGUAUCGGAACCCGGGUAUGGCAGAGUUCGAAAUCGAAACAAAGAGGUCCAAAAAUACUUGGAGUCGAAAAUUAUCUCAUUUCUGUUAUAAUGAAAACACAGGAGCUUUCCUUGGAAGAACUCCGAAAAGUUGGGGUAAAAUUCUCCUCUUCUACUUCAUAUUUUACGCAGUUUUGGUAGCUAUAUUUGCAAUCUGCAUGGUAACAUUCCUCCAACAUUACAUCAACCCUCGAGUGCCCCGUCUUCAGCAGGAUUACGGCCUCAUCGGGACCAGUCCAGGGCUUGGCUUCCGCCCUCUACCCCCAGAUGUUAGGAGCACCCUGAUAUACUAUAAAGGAUCCGGCUAUGAUGAUUACAAGUAUUGGGAGAACCAACUAAUUGAUUUUUUGUCAGUGUACAAGAAGAAAGGUCAGACCGCCGGCGCUGGUCAGAACAUCUUCGACUGUGACUUCAACAAGCUGCCGCCGCCGGGGAAGGUCUGCGACGUGGAUGUGCGCGGCUGGGAGCCCUGCAUCCAGGAGAACCACUUCUCGUUCCACAAGUCCUCGCCUUGUAUCUUCUUGAAGCUGAACAGAAUCUACGGUUGGCGGCCUGAGUACUACAACGAGACAGACAGCCUGCCAUCGGACAUGCCGCGCGAGUUGCAAUACCACGUGCGAAACAUCAGCUCCAGUAUCAACAGGAACUAUGUAUGGGUACAGUGUUACGGCGAGACCCCGGCGGACAAGGAGAACAUCGGCCCGAUCGAGUACCUCCCGGGCCCAGGGUUCCCCGGCUACUUCUAUCCCUACGAGAACGCCGAGGGGUACCUCAGCCCGCUGGUGGCUGUUCAUCUGCAGAGGCCUAAGACUGGCAUCGUUAUAAACAUAGAAUGCCGAGCGUGGGCGCGGAAUAUCAAAUAUGACAGGAGGGAGCGGCUUGGAGUAGUACAUUUUGAGCUCAUGAUAGAGUAAUUUGUAUGUAUGUAUGUAUGUAUGACCGUUUCCCCCGUAGCACGCGCGACGUUAGCAUUAUCGCGCGAAAAACUAUCGCUCUUUCGCUAUCGCUCUUUUAUUUUAACGUGAAACGGUACAGCGAUAUAGUAUAUGCUCGCGAUAAAAACGGCGUCGCGCGUGACAUACCGCGGGGGCUGAUGAUUUUGAGGGGCUGAUGAUCGAGCAGCUAUACACCAUAGAGUUUGGAUAGUUUAGGAAAAUUGUACAAUGUAUAUACAUACAUACAUCUUCCCGAUUCAUAACUCUCUCCAUACAAGCUCGAGGUACUCUUGACCUGACCUUUGGCCGUUGUACAAUAUGUUAACAAUUUUUGCCUGUUCCAAUUAAUGUUAUAUCUGUAGUUUUUUUGGUCACAAGCCAUUUUCUGUCAUAUAUCUCUAAUGUUUACCUAUAACGACUGAGCCUAACAUAAAUAAAUAUGAUAUGAAAUGAGAAGCUAAUAAAUUUUAUGUUCAAGGUCAUUUCAUGUUCAAAAAAUUGCAAUAUUAUAAUACAAAAAAAAAACAUUUGUACGUUCUAUCGUCACUCAAGUUAAAGAAUUUUAAAAUGUAAAAGAAAAUUCAGUAUAUGAAUCUCAAAUGAAUACAAUUAUACAGUAGAAUAAAUAAAUGCAUUUUUUAAUUUUUUAUUAGACUUUAAAAAAAACGCAUUUCCAAAGUAGUGUAAUAUUUUUUUGUAGAUUAAAACAAUUUACUUUAUAAGGCGAACCCCGGGCUCCUCUCCAGAGCGGUGAGGAUGCAACCGGGACUAAUUCCGGGUGAAAGAAGAAGAUAAUGUAGAUCUUAAUUUUUAUCCGAGCCAUUUUUAUUGCAUAUAUUUUAAAUGUGUUCUUUAUUAUAUUUGUUUUGUAUCUCACAAUGUGGUACUUUAGAAAUAAGCUUAAAUAAACUAAAACACUGGUUUUGUGGUUAAAUAAUUAACUAUUAUAUGAAUUUUUCUUAGUUUUGUACUGAUGAAUUUUUUUUUACGAAACUGAUUUUUCGAAAAAUAUUGAAUUUUAUUUUUUUUUACAAAAUACUUUUAAAUUUGAUUCCUUUAAAAUCAGGAAAUAAGAUUGUUUAUAAAACAUAUGUGUCUAAUAAGAUAAGGAUUUUUUUUUCUGCUAGGUUAGUACCAGACUUCGUGUUUUUUAUAUAUAUUUUUAUGUUAUAUUAAAUUAGAUAUAACUUGUAAGACACCAGUCUUAAUAUUUGAAUAUACCGUCCAGUUUAUGCAUAUCUUAGACUGAUAUUUUUAUAUAAAUAUAUUCUUCAAGUAUGAAUUAUAUUUAUUCUUUGACAUUUUUCUUUCACGAUGCUGAUACUAUGUAAAAAGCAUAUACCUAAAUCGGAAUAAUACUCAUAAGAAAAAUAAAAAUGCCAUAUUGUUCUGCAAACAUUAUAGCACCAAUUUGAAAAGCUGUCAAAUAAAUCUUAAAAUUGUUAUUGAAUACUAAAACAGUACUAACCACUUCUAUAUUUUGUGUAUAUAAUUCCGAAUUCUGUGGUUAAACGAUAGCUUGAUUUCUGACAGUUGGAUAAAACCAUAACCUCAUUGGUAAGUGGGGAAGUCAUAACCUAUAUUAACUUAUCUAUUAUUUCGCCUUUUUUACGGACCUCGUUCACUCAAUUCUAUGCGGCAAUAAAUCUACUGCCUUCUAUUAUUUUUUUUUAUUUUUUUUUAUAUAUUUGGAUGACCAACAGCAUGUUUUGCAAUCAUUAGCUAAUAAAAUAUACAUUUAAGAGCCAAUUACAGGUCUUGACUAAUACAAACAGUUUAAAAAUAAAAUUUUCGAGAACGCCAAUUAAACUAAAAGAAAACAUUCAAAUAAAUUGUUUAUGUUAAUAUCUGAAGGGAUAUUUAAUUUAGUUUUCGUCUUUAACACUUCUAAUGUAAGGUCACAUGUAAAGGCUUGAAAUGUUGAACAAAAUGUAACAAGUCGUUCAAAUUCCCGCCAAAAAUUAUGGAUUUGACAUCUGAUAUGAAAGAUCAAGCCAUCUGUUUUUCAAAAUGUCGAAAUAAUCACUUCUUUAUACAAUUUUUAUGAUAUUUGUUCUGCGCUUUUCUCUUUACAUUUAAGAAUUUACAAAUAUUGUUUAUUUUUACAAUAGUUACUUAAUAUUUUUAUACUUUCACUUUACUCUCUUUAAGGAAUUUACAAUGAUAUGUUUUUAUUUAUAAUUUGACUGUUGUAUUAAAUGCAGCUUGCUUAUCAUGCAAGCAAGAAGUAUUUUUUUUUUACAAAAGGUAAUAAUAAGUCAAUACAGCUUAAAAAUAAUCCUCCAAUUAACAAGUUAAAACGCCAGUUAUACUUGUUUUUUAAAAACUCAAACAAACCUGUUAGGUACUUGGGGUUCCAUGUUUUUUUUUAUUCAAAUCUUUGUAUUAUGUUUGCAUGUCGUCAUGCGAUGCUCUUUUGUUAAUUUCCCUUUCAGGUCAAGUACCGUCUGUGAAUAAGAUCUUACCUUUAUUGAAAGAAAGAAUAUGAACUGCCUGACAAACCUUGCUGUAACUAUAAACUAUGUAAUAUUCAUUUUUAUUGAAAAAGUAUGUAAUAGGUACUCACGAUUAAGGUGUGUUUUUGUUGUUGUAAAUAACCUAUAACGUAGUUCAGAAAUAUGAGCCUGAUAGACUUUAUUAUCAUAUACCGAAUCUCUACUUUAUUAAUUUUAUAUUUCGAUGUAUAAAUUUUAAAAUAAUAAUAAUAAUAUAUUCCAAUUUAAUAUUAUUAUCCGUCCAGUAAAGAUCUGCCUUAUACUUUUAUAGUUGUAAGUUUGAAAACUUGUGUGCCUCGAAUAUAU